This is a messenger RNA of Paramecium sonneborni, 842 nucleotides long. The record is from the annotation of a GenBank genome assembly. Lineage: Eukaryota; Ciliophora; Oligohymenophorea; Peniculida; Parameciidae.
AAAUAAUUUAAAAUGCAAGACCCUUACCAUGAUCAAUAUUCUCAAUAAAUAGAACAAUUAUUUAAUCGGUAUCUAUUAAAAUUAAAUACGAAUAGACUAAGAUUUGAACUAAAAAAAAAAUAAGACGGCCAAAAGGAACAAGUUGAUGCUAAUUCUCAAAAAAUUGAAGAAUUAGAAAAAAUUAUUUUUCAGUAAAUUUAAUUAAUAACAAUCUAGAUUAAAAAUUGAUAAUUAAAAAAAAUAAUCGCAAAUCAAUGAACUUUUAGAUGCAUAAAAGAAGUAGCUAUCUAAUUUUACAAUCAGAUUUACAAAUGAUAUAAUAAAAUUAUAGAAAAUACUAAAUACCAUGGGAAAAUCCCUACCUGUUGAUCCCUAAACGAAUUAAAUUAUAACAUUAUAAUCUUAUUAAUAAUCAUAAAUGUAAUUUUUUUAUAGAAUUUUAGGGAAAUAGAUGUAAAUAAGUCAAUUAAUUAAAAAAUUCAAAAAGAGAUAAUUGAAAGAUUUAAUUUAAUAAAGGAAGUCUUUUUGAAAAAAUCAGAAUUUUUAAUCUCUUCCAGAAAACUUGAAGAAUAAAUUGAAAAACUUUAGAUUUAAUUGUAAAUCAUUUAUUUUAUAUUCAGAAAUUCUUAGGCAGAUAAUUUAUAGUAUAGAGGAUAUUACCAUUAAGAAAAUUAGAACAUGUCAAAUAAGUAUUAAAUUUUAGGUUAGUAGAUGCAUUAAAAUGACAUAAAAUAAUAAACUUUUUAGAAGUAUUUAAAAAUUUUGUUAAUUUUUAAAGUUAUUUAGAGAGUAAAGGACAAACCGUGAUUUUAGAAAAACAAUUUUAAUAGAAAUAAAAUUGA